AAUGUAAGUGCAGCAUGUUUAGGUUUGUAAGAUUACAUGAUUUCCGUUUAAAUAGUCUUCAAAUCCAAACCUCUCUAGGUUUGCCAUCACCUGUUCCAUCUUCCCCAAAAUAGUUAUUUUCUUAGUCCACAUGGCAAUUUCAAUAGUAACAACAGCCUCUGGUGCAUCUUGGCAGGAGGUCGCCAAAGAUAGGCAAAGACACCGCGAUGGGACCAUCGCAGCUGUCCAGCCAGCUAUCCCGGAUAUCACUAACAUUCCAUUGAACACAUUAUCAGUUGCGAGACAAGUACUUACACCUGAUGAAAUCAAAAUUACUGAAGCUACAGUCGAAGAUUUGUUGACUAAACUUGCGAAAGGGGAGUUAAGUUCAACCGAGGUCACGAACGCAUUCUUGAGAAGAGCCGGAUUGGCACAAAAAGUGGUAUGUGUACCCAUUCAUACGCUUUUACAUGUGACUAAUCCAUAUUCAGACUAAUUGCAUCACCGAAUUAUUACCCCAGCGAGCCCUUUCUCGUGCAAAAUACCUAGAUGAGUAUCUCAAAACGAAUGGAAAGACUCUUGGUCCCCUCCACGGCUUACCGAUAAGCGUAAAAGAACAUGUUGGGAUCAUAGAUUUGGAUCAUAAUGCCGGAUUUGUUGCUUGGGUUGGCAAGAUAAGUCCAGUUGAUUCACAUAUUGUGGAGAUUCUAUUGAAUGCAGGUGCAGUUUUAUAUGCUAGGACCACACAACCGCAGAGCCUAAUGCAUUUGGAGACGAGUAACAACAUAUACGGGUACAUCUCUCUGACAAUUUGAAUUGACCUCGCUGAUAUGUUUUAGAGUGACUGUAAACCCUUUCAACACUACGUUGACUUGUGGCGGCUCUUCUGGAGGUGAGGGAGCGUUGAUUGGGUUCAGGGGCUCAUGUCUUGGUAUUGGAACUGAUAUCGGUGGUUCAAUUCGUUCACCAGCGGCAAACAACGGUAACGGACAGAGUGAAAUAGUCGAAUAAAAACAUGCUUACAAUUGUACAGGCUUGUAUGGUAUGAAGCCAACAACACGUCGACUACCAGUAGAGGGAUGGGCUGCAACGAUGGCUGGUUCCGAACACAUCCUUGGCACAAUCGGACCAUUAUCAACAAGCUUGGAAGGCUGCAAAAUCUUCAUUAAAACGCUUAUUGACGCGAAACCUUGGUAUAAAGAACCCUCUCUUUUGCCUUUUCCUUGGAAAGAAGAAGAUUUAUUUUCUGGUAAGAAAUUGAAGGUUGCCAUUUUAUGGGAUGAUGGGGUUGUCAAACCACAUCCGCCAGUUACCAGAGCGUUGCAGCAAGUUGUGGACAAGCUCAAAACGAAUGACAAUAUAGAGGUGGUUGAGUGGAAGCCUUACAAGCAUGACCUCGCUUGGGAUAUAAUUGUGAGCAUGAUGCCUUCCGUAUCGUUUCCACUACUAAUUUCUUUUAGGCCAAUCUAUAUUUCUCGGAUGGUGGACAGCAAGAACUCGAUGCGAUCAAAGAAUCCGGAGAGCCCCUGCGACCUCUCACUGAGCACAUCAUCACUCAAAACCAGCACGUACAAUCACAUAGCAUUGCCUCCAUGUGGAACUCCCAAGUACAACGAGACAACUAUCGUACUGAAUAUGCAAACCUAUGGAACGAAACAGCGACUUCGAAAACACCAAGUGGUGAGCUAGAAGGAAUGGUAGACGUCAUAUUGUCUCCAGUUGGACCGGGGAGUGCGCCAAAACUAGAUACUGCUAAAUGGUGGGGAUAUACCUCGCAAUGGAAUCUGUUAGAUUAUCCGGCCAUUGUGUUUCCAGUGGAUAAGGUCGAUGUCACUAAAGACAACGUCAAAGAGACAUAUACACCUAGAAAUGACAAGGACAAGUACAACUGGGAUUUAUGGGAACAAUAUGGAGCCGAGGGCUAUAAGGACGCACCUAUCAGCUUGCAGCUGAUUGGUAGACGGUAAAUCAUCACAACUGUUUGAAUUAAUUGUCGCUAAUAAUUUAUUCCUAGGUACGAGGAGGAGAAGGUUAUCCAGGCGUUAGAAAUCAUUCAAGGGCAAACCGGAUUACCAUUUGUUGAAUACAUUUGAGAACGGAAAGUGUUUAGUUGUUAUUCCUACGAUGCUUAUAUAUUUACUAUAUGUACUUUAUUAGAUUAGAACCUAUCUGCCAAUCAAACAGAAAGUCAGUAAAAUAUAUU
Sclerotinia trifoliorum is the source of this 2182-nucleotide messenger RNA. NCBI's taxonomy places the organism in Eukaryota, Fungi, Ascomycota, Leotiomycetes, Helotiales, Sclerotiniaceae. The record is from the annotation of a GenBank genome assembly.